Argiope bruennichi is the source of this 6856-nucleotide messenger RNA. RefSeq names its product circadian locomoter output cycles protein kaput-like. Gene Ontology annotation, molecular function: protein dimerization activity; RNA polymerase II cis-regulatory region sequence-specific DNA binding; DNA-binding transcription factor activity, RNA polymerase II-specific. The coding region runs from base 484 to 3015 and encodes 843 amino acids. NCBI's taxonomy places the organism in Eukaryota, Metazoa, Arthropoda, Arachnida, Araneae, Araneidae. The transcript is spliced from 13 exons. Gene Ontology annotation, biological process: regulation of transcription by RNA polymerase II. The record is from RefSeq and is a predicted model, not a curated record. Gene Ontology annotation, cellular component: aryl hydrocarbon receptor complex; transcription regulator complex; cytoplasm.
UUAUAUCAUCCCUUAUUUAUUUUACGCAUAUGAUGUAAUAUUCUUUUGGUGUGAACGAAUCGUUAAAAUCUAGUAUUGUACUAUUUGUAAACAUAUGCUAUAUUUACUUCCAAGAUAUUACAAUUUGUAAGCGAAUCUAAUUAAGAUCAUAUUGAUUAUAAUACAAUGGGAAUUCCUAGAUUCAAAGUUUUAGACGUAACAUUUUUGUUUUGUAUGUUAUUUUCCGUUAGUGCAUCAACCACGAAUACGAUACGAGCUUAUAUAUGAUGUAUUUCUCCAUACAUAAAAAUUUUCUACUAGGAGUAAUUAUUCAUAAUUAUAAAUGGGAAUGUUCAAUUGACUUUUUAUUUGUGAACCGAAAUCUUUAGUAGUGAUAGUAGAUAUAUAAAGUGAUAGUAGAAUAGAUAAAAGUACCUUUGCUCAAAAUUCUGUUUUACUACUUAAAAUUAGACCUGGCUUGCUACUAUUGUGAGCUUUCAUCUUAUGUUGAUAAUGGCUGAACAAAGGCAUGAUGUAUCUACACCUUGUCUUGCUACAGCUGUUUUAAGCCCUACAGCAUCUUCCUCCAAAGCUGGAAACAAUGUGGCUCGAAUUCAAAGAAAUGUAGCAGAAAAGCAAAGAAGAGAUAAAUUAAAUGGUUACAUUAAUGAAUUAGCCAAUAUUGUUCCAAUGAUAUCUAAAUCAGCUAGACGUCUGGAUAAAACUAGCAUCUUAAGGCUUAGUGCUGCUCAUCUACGAAUAUGCAAAAGUUCUUUAAAUGCAAAUAAAAUGAAGAAAACUUUUACGUGGUGUCCUAAUUUUUUAUCUGAUGAUCAGAUCAGGGAUAUUCUUGAAUCAGUUGAUGGUUUUUUAAUUAUAACAGCUACUAAUGGAAAGAUAUUAUUUACUUCUCGUAGUGUUGAAAGAUAUCUGGGUCAUCAAGAUAUUGAUAUGAUUGGUCAUUCUCUUUAUAUGUUUGUUCAUGAAAAAGAUGUGGAUGAUAUAAAGCAGAAAAUGAAAGGCAUGCUUGCCGAAUGCUUGGAAAAGGGAUCCAGUCGUCAGUCAUUUGAAUGUCUCAUGAGAGAAAAGACCCAACCUCGCUCUGAAAUUAGCACCUACCAACAUGUUCAUUUUGUUGGUGGUAUGACUGCAGCAGAUGACCCAAAUGAAAAACCUAAAAGUGUUAUAACACAUAUGUUCAAGGCAUUUGUUAAAAUUGUCGAUAUUAGCCCCUACAAUCAGCUUUCUCUGGAAGAUGCUACAGCUGAUGAAUAUGUGACUAGACAUAGUCUUGAUGGUACAAUCAUGUAUGCUGAUCAUAGGUUGGCUACAAUAACUGGUCAUAUGCCAAAUGAAGUUAUCGGCCUUUCUGCAUAUGAAUACAUUCAUAAGGAUGAUAUGGCAAUUGCUUUAUUUGCCCAUCACCUUAUGUUUUCUAGUGACAAAGGAACUGGAAUAAUUGUUUAUAGAUUGCACACCAGAGAUAAUCGUUAUAUUUAUCUCAAAAGUGUUGGAUGUCUACAGUAUGACAGUGCAACUUCACAAGUUGAUCAUUUUGUUUGCAUCAAUCAACAGCUUGGUGAUUCUGAUGGAGAUUUGCAAUUGAAGUAUUUUUUUGAUCGUUACAUCCCUCAAGUAAAAGGUAGCUCAACCACAAUGCUAUUGGAAUCUGUCAAAGCUCUUCAAUUAUCCAGCUCGAAAUCAUCUCCUGUUAAUCAUAAAGCCAAUGGUGCUGUGGCAUCUAAAAAUUUGGAACAUUCAAGUUCAAGUCCUCUAAGUUCUGAUUCAACUAUAAUCAGUUUGAGCUCUGAUAGUUUGAAAUCAAGUGAGGAGCGCAAUCCAGAGGGCCUAAUGGAACACUGCAAUGAUUCUGAUCAGAUAGCAAUUCAGGAGACUAGUAGCAGUGAGCCAGGGUCUCCUGAAUUUGUUCAUCAUAAUGGUUCUGUAAGUCCUUCUACUUCUGUUCACUCUUCGGAUCAAUUUGAAAAUAAAGAAAAGGGUCUAGCAACCAUUUCAACAAUUAAUGAUUCUGAAUGUUUCAUUAUAAGUGUCAAUGGUUCAAGUUCAGAACUAGUUAAUGGUUUUUUCGCUUCAAACAUAAAUUCGCCUUUAAAUGUUAAUCAAAACCAUUCUGUAAAUAUACCCAACAAAAUUACAUCACUUUCUUUGCAAAUUCCCAGAAAUUCUUACAGCCUUACUGAAGGACCAAAUAAUCAUGUUCACAAUAAUCUGAUGGUACCUGACCUAUUUAAUUCUCAUGAAACUGCACGUUCUUCUGAAGCAAAUAAUGAUACCAUUUUACGAGAAGACACACAGUAUGAGUAUAUAGGAGCGCUUAGUGACGUUGACCAAAAUAAAAGUGAAGAUAAAUACUCAUCAUCGGAAUCAUCCAAUAAGUCUCCUCCUGAGGAGUAUAAAAAUCUUGCAGAACCUGAUGAAAAAAUGGAUCAAGAAAUGAACCUGUAUGACCAUCAAAUGAAUGGUACAUUAUUAUUGAACCAAAAUGGAAUUUCUUCAGAAGAUUUGAGCUCACCGAUGGCAGAACAAUCUGACAACCAUGAUGAAGAUAUUGAUGUAUUUCAUGAAGAUACUGCCAAAUCAUCUACAAAGCAUUCCUCUUUCAUCAGAAACACUAAUGGUAUGGAUAGUCGUCAUUCAAAUUUAACUGUUGUCAACUCAUGCGAUUCUGUUUUAAGAAACUCCAAAUGGUCUGUAGACAGUUUCAGUGUAUUUCAAUCAACAGUUGAAGAAAACUCAACUUUAUCAAUGAACUAUUGUGAUGUUAUGCCAUCAACUGAGGAUGAAGUCAAUGUUGACCUGAAGGAUAAUAUAUCACUUCUAGAUGAUCUUUCUUCAUUGCUCAGUGCAACACUGCCACAUAGUGAUAGUAAUUCGUUAAUCUCUGCCAAUGGUUGGAAUGAUAUAUUCAAUCCAACAGAAUACUCAAGUCCAUUCAGUAGUGAAGCAAUAUUUCAAAAAGAUGAAGAACAAUUGUUAGUUAAUAGUUCUAAAGUUAAAUCAUAUGAUCUUUGGUGAUGCUGGAGGGAAGCAUUUUAUUUCAAAUGAGAUUACUUUCAGAAAUUCCAAAGACAUAUAUGUACAUAUUUAAGUGUAUGAUGCAUGAUUGUAUGAAUGUGUGAAGUUUGUUAAAACGCCUUUGUAAAACCCUGUGACAUAAUUGUUAGUCAUUUUAAAUGCAUAUGGUAUGCUUUGAAAGCAUGUAAUUGUAGAACCGGUGUAUUAUAUUGUUUUUUAAUUGUUUUGAAAACCUGUUACAAAGUUUAUCUAAGAGUUCUAUACAUCCAUAACCAUUCAGAUUUUAUCACAUUAAUCAUAAGGGCUCUUACUGUUACUUAAAUACCUAUAUUAAAGGAAACUUUUUCCAUGAAAAGUUAUCUUUAUAAGUGUUAAUGCUUUGUGAAAGCAUUUGGACUUUUUCUUCUUAUACAUUGUUGUAUAUUGUAAAAGUUAUAUUUGUUGUAAAUCAUUUACGUCUGUGAUGGCAGUAUUUUACACCGUAUAAUUUCAGUACAAAGUUUUGCUUCAUUUAUUUUUGGUUUAAAAAAAUGAAUUCUAUAUAUUUUUUCUCUUGCUUCUAAACUUUUUUUUUUUUUUUUUUUUGUUAAAUUAAACUUUUUUUUUUUUAUGAAUAAUUUUUUUAUUGCACAGUAUUUUUUCAAUUCGUCCUGUGAAAAUAUUGUCAUAACAGUCUGGAAAAACAGAAAAAUGUCUUGUUAUAAAACUUUGAAUAUUUCUUUUUCAACAUUUAUUAAAAUUUCUAUUUUUAUGCGUAAACAUGCUGCACACUUCCAUAGUUUGAUGUUGUUAAUGUAGAACCUUUCUGUAUUUUGGGACUUCAUUCAACUGAAGUCUAUUUCUUGUUUUAUAUGCGUUAAUGUUUUUAAAUUUAGUUGUUAUUUGUUGAAAAUUUACCUAUGUAUAGAAAAUUUAAAAGACGGAUUAAGUCGAGAAUAAUUGUCUCAAGAUAAUGUGUUGAUAUUGGCUUAUAAUAACAUUCAUUUUAUUUCUUUGUAUUUUGUUAAGCUAGACUUUUUUUAAAAAAAAAAUAGUGGAAGACUUAAUUUCUGAUAUUGUGAUGUAAAUUUCAAAAUAUUGUAGAAAAGAAAUUGCCUUUUUUUACUUUGACAAUUGAAACAAAAUUAAGAAAAUUGAAUUUUUAUUUCUUUAUCUUGUGAAGCAGUUCUCAUAUGUCGAAUUCUGUGUAUUGUAAAUAAAUAUUUCACAAUGAAUCAAAAUGCAACUCAACUAUAUAAUAUUUUGUUGAAAGAAAUAUUUUUCAUUCCUGACAUUCAGCUGCAUUGGUACAAAUAUAUUAUGCAAGUUACAUGUUUCGUGAAACAUAGCAUGUUUUGUGAAUUUAACAGAGCAGAAAUGUUUAUUUUUUGUAGCUGUUACACUUUGCCUCUUAACUACUGGUUCAAGAAUAUGCAGCCUCUUCCUGAGAUUGUUGUUACAUUGAAAUGUUUAUAUGUGAAGCAUGUGAUACUUUCUGUUAAAUAUAUCAGAAAUAAUGCAUGUUUAAAGAGAAGGAGUCUAUUUAUAAUUUUAGAUGAGAAGGGUAUUCUGCAUGUUCUUUCAUAAACUUUAGAUGUAACUAUAAUAUUAGAUAAUUGAAAUCUUAAGUAUUAAUCCAUAUUUCAAACCUUUUAUGUCCCACAGUUCUAGAGAAAGUUAUGAAUUUUGUAAAUUUUAUUUUUAACAUGUUAUAUCCACAUUUGCUGUUGAUUUCAUUUUGAGAUAGCCAUUUUUUUAAUUAAAAUAAUUAUUCUCUGUAACCCCUCCUUUUUUUAUUUUACUAUACCAUUUUUUAGAAAGAUUGCUGUAGAAUAAGAAACUUAACUGUUCUUAAGUUAAAGUUGUUUGUGCUAUUUUGUUCAUAGUGUUGUACAAAAACAAAGUGCAAAGCAAGAGUGCUGAGAAUCUGUUUAUGGAAAAACAAGUGCAAUUUUUAAGGUAAAUAUUAGAUGUAUUAAAGGUGACUAUAAAAUUAUUAUAUUUAGCUUUUAUAUAAAGCAACUUUGUGCUUUGAAAAAUAAAUAAAACAAUAAAUAUUUCAUUAAUUUUCUUUUUAGCAUUGUGCUUUAUGUUUUUUUCCUCUAAGUUUUCUAAUUUAGUUCCUUUAUUCAGCAUUGAAGCUAUGUGAUUUUAUUUUGUUGCGCCAAGUUAACUGUACUGCAUGUAUAAAGAAGUGUUUGCAUGUUACCUCAGCAAUUAAUUUAACAAUGGAGUCAGUUUCCACAGCAAAACUAAUGCACCUAUCAUCUAACUAUUGGUAUUUGUAUUAUGCGGGUUAUUGCUACAAGCAGCAAAUAAAAGAAGCCAAGAGUUUUUAAAAUUAAAAUGUGUUAUACAUUUGAUAUUUAUCACCUGAACUUGGAUUGACUCCAUUAUUGAAUGCAAAUGUUUAUCAAUUAAAAUUCUUUGUAAUCAAAACUGAAAAAUGCAGCAUUUUUCAGCAUUUUUUUCAUGUUUUAUACUUUUUAAAUUUUGAUAUGAAUUUCUUCUAAUAUAAAGCAUCAGAUAGCCAUACAAAAAUCUUCAGAUCAGAUUUAUAUAGAACUAAACUAAGAUUUUCGUAGUAGUUUUAAGAAUUCUGAUUUUGGAAUGCUUGUGGUUUUUAGCAUAAAUGAAGAUAAAACAAAGAUUCAGAUACAAAUUUUAUUACAGUAGUAUUUUUAUAAAUGUAUUUUAAUAAAGGCUGAUUUUUCCUUAAAACAAAAUUUUUAACCAGAAGCAAAUUUUUGUACUGAGUACCGAUAAUUUUAUAACAUAUACAUGCGCACAUUAUUAGCCAUCAAACUCAUUUAGUUAACUGGCCAACAUUAUAUAGAAUAUUUUUAAAUUUUGGUGUUUGUUUUGAAAUAGUUUUUUAUCUUAUGGAUAUCAGUUGUUUUGUUUUGAGUUCUAUGGGGAAAAAAUCAGACUCUUAGCUCUUGAAUUUAAUGCCAUAAAAGGUAAGAUUUUUACUUUUAGAUAUUAUAAGAAUGUUCUAAAUCUGCACUAGAAUAUCAUUGUUCUGGACUAAUUGUAACUUGUGUGUUGAAUUACAUGCCACUUGAUAUUUUGGAAUAUAAUAUUCCAUUAUAACAUUGUGGGGAGAAGGAGAAAGGUCAACUGUGACUGAGUUCAAGUAAAAAAGUAAUAACUUCUGAUUGCUUUAGUUUUUGUUGCUCAUAGUUGAAAAUUGUGUUUUGUUAAUUUUAAUUUUGGUUGCAUUAUUUUUUGGUAACUUUAAUCAUAAUAAAAAUUUAAAAUUCAGUAAAACAAUAUAUAAAUAUAAUGAAAAGUAAUUUCCAUUAUAUUUAAUUUUUUUUAAAAUUUCAGAUCAAUGAGGUUUUAGUGCAAUUUAAACACAAAAUGUUAAUGUAAACUUUUAAUGGUUGUAAGCCUGGUUGUGUUCCAUUUCUUCCUACUUUAUUUUUUAAAUUGACUAAAACUCAAAUUGCAUGUUAUAUAUUGAAAGAGAACUAAAUAUGCAUGUAUUUAUUUUUAAAUUAAAAGUGCUGUAACUAUUUUUAUUUUACUUGUGAUGCUUGCCUACAUCCAAAGAGGAUAGCAAACCAUGUUAUAUUUAUUUUUACAAUUUUAUUUCUCUGUUGAAUUUAAAGUUGAACUGAAAAAUUUUAUGAGAAGAUAUUCUAAAGUAAGCUGUAAUUGAGCUUUGUAUUUCAUUUAAUCUAACCGAUAAUUGAAAUAUAAAAUAUAUGGCUUAUAUUAUAAAUUUAUAUAUAUAUACCUGUAGAAUAAAUAUCAUAUAAGUAGCAAUAAAUGCUAUAAAAUGUGCAAAAAGAAGAAAUAUUUUGUCAAAUUUCAAUUAAAGGGAAUGUAAUAUAUCUAUAUAUAUAAAAGAGCAAAA